This is a messenger RNA of Physella acuta, 801 nucleotides long. RefSeq lists its product as uncharacterized. The record is from RefSeq and is a predicted model, not a curated record. Gene Ontology annotation, molecular function: protein serine/threonine kinase activity; ATP binding. NCBI's taxonomy places the organism in Eukaryota, Metazoa, Mollusca, Gastropoda, Physidae. Gene Ontology annotation, biological process: protein phosphorylation.
AUGAACCACUCAUUUGAAAUCAACACAGAAUUUUUAUCUAAAUUUAAAGCCACAGAAGAGGCUGUCAUAGGCAUCGGGUCCACGGCUAAAGUCGUACUGGCAACAUCAGUCGACGAGCCUGACGUUAAGUUCGCUGUUAAAAAAUUCACCCUGUACAAAGUUAACGCCGCUGGGAAGAGGGUCAGUGAGGAUUCCAUCGUUGCUAGAAACUUCUACAAGGAGGUUGAGAUCAUGAAGCGGCUGAAGAACCCCAGUGUGAUACAGCUUGUUGCCACGGUAACGACCCAUAAGUACCUUGCCAUUGUGAUGCCUUAUUGCAGGAAGGGCGCUUUGAGUGUUUUGCUGCCCUCGUUGACUGAUGUUCAACAGACGAGGUUCUCUAUACAGCUCACAGAGGCCGUGAAAUACCUCCACACCAAGAACGUCAUCCACGGGGACAUCAAGCCCCCCAACGUCCUGGUAGACGGGCACGACCACGCCCUUCUCGCAGACUUCGGGCUGUCCCGGGUGGUGCCAAACAAGAUGGUGGAGCUGGUGGUGGAUUAUGGGACACGGUCCUUCAGGGCGCCAGAGACUUUUCGCCAGCUGAGAGUCAAUCCCUUUAAGGCGGAUGUGUACUCCCUGGGUGUGACGUUAUGGUCCAUUGCACUUAAGAAAACGGCUUUUUUCUGGAUAGACUACAAAGAGGAGAUUACUAAGGCCACUCUUGUACCUAUCAGAUUGAGGAAAGUUGUGUUGUUACUCCUGCAAGAGGACCCAAACAAGCGCCCCAGUGCCACUGAUAUUCUGCUUGAUUUAUAA